Molecule: messenger RNA, 1435 nt
Organism: Macroventuria anomochaeta
Lineage: Eukaryota; Fungi; Ascomycota; Dothideomycetes; Pleosporales; Didymellaceae
Exons: 1
Coding region: 151-1212 (353 amino acids)
Biological process (GO): lipid metabolic process
Molecular function (GO): phosphoric diester hydrolase activity
Source: RefSeq, a predicted model, not a curated record
UCUCUUUGAGGUUUACGGUUUACGAACAACAUCACUACUGUCGCUUCUGGACUCCCUUUGUGACUGACGACUAUUUGUUUGACGUGCAAUCUCCAUCGGCUGAUAUACCCAUACUCGACCUCCCAGCACAUCCAUCACAUUCCACACAGGAUGUUCUUCAAAAGUAUAGUGGCGGCAUCCGCUCUCCUCUACUCGACCGCCACCGCACAAACAGCAUGCAACAACUCGCCAUCACUAUGUUCGAGAGCAUACAACAACAUCACACAACUCGGAGCGCACGAUUCGCCCUUCCUGCGUAACCAGAACACCUCCUUCUCCACCUCGGGCAACCACUACUAUGACACAACAACACAACUUGACGCCGGUGUACGAUUACUGUCCGCACAAGUACACAAGAGCGACAACGGCACCGGUGCAGACGCAUGGCACCUCUGCCACAGCUCCUGCGACCUCCUCGACGCCGGGACCCUCGAGUCCUGGCUCUCAACAAUCAAGAUCUGGAUGGACAAGAACACCAAUGACGUCGUCACCGUCCUGCUCGUAAACUCCGACUCCGCUACUGCCUCCGACCUAGGCGCACAAUUCAACUCCUCCGGCAUUUCCGAGUAUGCCUACACACCCCCGUCCACCAGCGUACCCACAACGUGGCCCACACUCGACGCCCUCAUCGGCAACGGCACGCGCCUGAUGACCUUCGUCGCCUCACUCAGCGACGCAUCGACACAGUACCCCUUUCUGAUGGACGAAUUCACCUAUAUCUUCGAGAACAACUACGAGAAUGUAAACCCCAGCAACUACUCUUGCACGCCCAGCCGCCCCACAGGCCUCACCACGUCUUCAACCGGCGGCCGCCUCUUUCUGAUGAACCACUUCUUGUACGAGAACCAGCUAUUCGGAAUCCAAUCGCCCAACGAGACGUACGCGAAUACUACAAAUGCGCAGACGGGUUAUGGCAGCUUGGGCUCGAGCGUGAGCAAUUGUACGAGUGUAUAUGGCAAGAGGCCGUGGGCUGUGCUGGUUGAUUUCUUUAAUGUUGGACCGGCGAUUGCGAGUGUGGAUGCUGCGAACGGUGUUACAGGGUCGAUCUCGGGCAGGAGGAGUUUGAGCACGGCGCCAUUGACGCAGGAGAGUGAGAGCGGUGUGGCGAAGGCGCAGGGGAGUUUGUUGGCGGUGGUUGUGGCGGUGGUCGUUGCUGUUGGCUUCGGUAUGUGAGGUUCUUUGGUGACAUCGAUGUCUUGUUUUGUUGCAUGGCGACGGCGUUUGGGUUUUGGUGAGUCCUUGGACUGCCACACUGCAUAAAAGGCUUGGAAGCCAGUGUUGGUCAUGAAAUGAAGGUUUAGAUACCAUACUCGAAACGAAUUACGAUUCUGUUGAACUACAACCAAUACAUGUAGGGUUGCACUAUCCGGAGGAGCAUUUUUGAUUCGGCGGAUCC